This is a messenger RNA of Osmerus eperlanus (European smelt), 4511 nucleotides long. RefSeq names its product WD repeat-containing protein 7. NCBI's taxonomy places the organism in Eukaryota, Metazoa, Chordata, Actinopteri, Osmeriformes, Osmeridae. The record is from RefSeq and is a predicted model, not a curated record. Gene Ontology annotation, molecular function: protein binding. Gene Ontology annotation, cellular component: cytoplasm.
UAACAGCUGUCGUGUAAUCAGCUGAGCAGAGAGGAUCUCUGCAGAGGGUAAAUAUCAAGGCGUCUUAGAAUUUUCUAGACGUACUCGGAUAUACAAUUUUUAUCAAGAAGUUUCCCAAGAAAAGGAUGUCCCUAUAGAGUCAUUUGCCGCGCAAGAGAAACCAUGUCGGGAAACAACUUGGUUCUACCCAUAGUGCUGUGGGGCCGCACGGCGCCCACUCACUGCAUCUCCAGCCUGCUGGUGAUGGAUGACCUGGCCACCAUCAUCACUGGCUGCCACGACGGACAGAUCUGCAUCUGGGACAUGACCUCUGACCUGGAGAUCUGUCCCAGGGCCAUGCUGUUUGGCCACACCGCCUCCAUCACAUGCCUGUCCAAAGCCAGUCCGGGCAGCGACAAGCAGUACAUCGUCAGCGCCUCAGAGAGCGGGGAGAUGUGCCUGUGGGACGUCAACGACGGCCGCUGCAUCGAGUUCACCAAGCUGGCCUGUGCCCACACCGGGAUCCAGUUUUACCAGUUCGCCAUCGGGACGGAGCGCGAGGGCCGCCUGCUGUGCCACGGCCACUACCCGGAGAUCCUGGUGGUGGACGCCACCAGCCUGGAGGUGCUCUACUCCCUCGUGUCCAAGAUCUCCCCCGACUGGAUCAGCUCCAUGAGCGUCAUCCGCUCUCACCGCACGCAAGAGGACACUGUGGUUGCCGUGUCGGUCACUGGGAUACUGAAGGUGUGGAUUAUCACCGCUGACGUCAGUAGGAUGCAGGACCUGGACCCUGUGUUCGAGGAGGAGUCAAAGCCCAUCUACUGCCAGGGCUGCCAGAGUAUCUCCUUCUGUACCUUCACACAGCUGUCUCUGCUGGUGGUGUGCUCCAAGUACUGGAGGGUGUUUGACGCGGGAGACUACUCGCUGCUGUGCUCGGUGCCCAGUGAGAAUGACCAGGCGUGGACAGGGGGAGAGUUCAUCGCCGCCGACAAGGUCAUCAUCUGGACUGAGGACGGCUGCAGCUACAUCUACAAACUCCCUGCCAGCUGCCUGCCCGCCAGCGAACACUUCCGCAGCGACGUGGGCAAGACCACCGAAGGCUCCAUCCCGCCUCUCGUGUACAGCAUCGCAGACCGCUCCGACAAGCAGCUUCUCAUCUGCCCCCCGGUGACGCGCUUCUUCUACGGCCGCCGCGAGCCCUUCCACAAGCUGCUGGUGCAGGGGGAUUCUGCCGGACGCCUCUCCCUGUGGAGCAUCCCCGACGCCUCCCCUCCGCAGCCCCCGGCCUCUGCCGCAGAGCUGCAGGUGUCCUCCACCAUCAGUCUCCAGGAGGCCUUCGACAAGCUGGCCCCGCUGUCGGCCGGCAUCAUCGACCAGCUGAGCGUCACGCCCGGUGUGGAGGAGCCCAUCAAGGUGACGGCCAGUGUGUACAUCCCCUCCCAGGGCAGACUGGUGUGCGGGCGCGAGGACGGCAGCAUCAUCCUGGUGCCCGCCACCCAGACCGCCAUCGUCCAGCUGCUGCAGGGGGAGCACAUGCUGCGCAGAGGUUGGCCUCCCCACCGCACCCUGAGGGGCCACCGCAACAAGGUGACCUGCCUGCUGUACCCCCACCAGGUGUCCCCGCGCUACGACCAGCGCUCGCUGGUGUCCGGCGGCGUGGACUUCUCCGUCAUCGUGUGGGACAUCUUCACGGGCGAGAUGAAGCACAUCUUCUGUGUCCACGGGGGGGAGAUCUCCCAGCUGCUGGUGCCACCAGAGAACUGCAGCACGCGGGUGCAGCACUGCGUCUGCUCCGUGGCCAGUGACCACUCGGUGGGCCUGCUCAGCCUGCGGGAGAGGAAGUGCAUCAUGCUGGCGUCGCGUCACCUCUUCCCCAUCCAGGUCAUCAAGUGGCGCCCGUGCGACGACUACCUGGUGGUGGGCUGCUCGGACGGCUCCGUGUACGUGUGGCAGAUGGACACAGGGGCGCUGGACCGCUGCGUGAUGGGCCUCACGGCGGUGGAGAUCCUGAACGCGUGCGACGAGGUGGCGCCCGCCACCGUGGACGCCCUGAGCCACCCGGCGGUGAACCUCAAGCAGGCCAUGACCCGCCGCAGCCUGGCCGCCCUGAAGAACAUGGCCCAGCACAAGCUGCAGACCCUGGCCACCAACCUGCUGGCCGCCGACAACGCCGACAAGGGGAACCUGCCCAAGUACUCCCACAACUCGCUGGUGGUGCAGGCCAUGAAGACCAACGUGACGGACCCAGACAUGCACGUGCUCUUCUUCGACGUGGAGGCGGUGAUCAUCCAGCUGCUGACGGAGGAGGCCCAGAGGCCCAGCCCCACCCUGGUGUCGCCCGAGACCCUGCAGAAGAGCCAGGGGGCGGCCCAGCAGGGAGGCUCCUUCCUGGCCAACAAGAUCUUUAAACAGGUCAAGGAGACCAUGAAGGAGACCAUCAAGGAGCACCUGCUGGACGAGGACGAGGAGGAGGAGGAGGAGAUGCGCCGGCGCGAGGAGAAGUCCAAGUCCCUGAGCCUGCUCGAGUACAACCUGACCAUGGACACGGCCAAGCUCUUCAUGUCCUGCCUCCACGCCUGGGGCCUCAACGGGGCCCUGGACGAGGUGUGCCUCAACCGCCUGGGCAUGCUCAAACCCCACUGCCCCAUCUCCUUCGGCCUGAUCUCGCGCGGCGGCCACAUGUCCCUCAUGCUGCCCACCUUCAAGGAGUCGCUGCUGCGCAAGAUGGCCCUGGCCACGGGCCGGAAGCUGUCGCUGUCGGAGAUCGUGGGGAAGGGCACGUACGGCGUGUCGCGCGCCGUCACCACGCAGCACCUGCUGUCCGUCAUCUCGCUCGCCAACACGCUCAUGGGCAUGACCAACGCCACCUUCAUGGGCGAGCACAUGAAGAAGGCUCCCGUGAGGCCUCCAAGACCGGGGACCCCCGAGACCCCCAGGAAGUCGGCCCCCCAGGUCUCCAGCCCGGCCGUGCAGGGACAGAUCAAACAAGCUGCUGCUGUUGCUGCCACCAGUUCUACUGGCCCUGGGGCUAGUCCCUCUGCCCCUGCUUUCCAUAGCUGCCCCUCAGUCAACGAAGGCUGGAGCCAGCUCGCCGCCAUGCACUGCGUCAUGCUGCCCGACCUGCUGGGCCUGGACAAGUUCAGACCCCCCCUGCUGGAGAUGCUGGCCCGGCGCUGGCAGGACCGCUGUCUGGAGGUGAGAGAAGCAGCCCAGGCCUUGCUGCUGGCUGAGCUGCGUAGGAUUGGUCAGUCAGGCAGGAAGGACACCAUCGACCUCUGGGCGCCCUAUCUGCCCCAAUACGUGGACACCGUCAGCUCCCCCUCCGCCGAAGCCCCGCCUCCGAUCCCGCCCCCAUGCCGAGCCGCAGCCGGCCGAGCCCAAGGCCCCCGAGGAGGAGAUCGACGUCACGACGAUGACAUCACUGCAGCCUCCGCCGAAGCCCCGCCUCCGAUCCCGCCCCCUGCCGAGCCGCAGCCGGCCGAGCCCAGCCCCGAGGAGGAGAUCGACGUCACGGACGAUGACAUCACUGCAGGCUGUCUGUCCAACCUGCCCCCCAACGCCAAGAAGAUCUGCAACUCCUACGAGGAGCGUCGCAAGCAGGCCACCGCCAUCGUUCUGCUGGGGGUGAUCGGGGCCGAGUUCGGGGCGGAGAUCGAGCCCCCGAAGCUGCCGUCCCGGGUGAUGGACAUCAUCAUGUACUGCAUUGAGGGUUCUUUAGUGAAGAAGAAAGGACUACAGGAGUGCUUCCCAGCCAUCUGCAAGUUCUACAUGGUGGGCUACUGCGACCGCAGUCACCGCAUCGCCGUGGGCGCGCGCCAGGGCUCUGUGGCGCUGUACGAUGUCCGCACCGGGAAGUGCCAGAACAUCCACGGGCACAAGGGCCCUAUCACAGCGGUGUCCUUUGCUCCUGACGGACGCUACCUAGCCACCUACUCCAAUGCAGACAGUCACAUCUCCUUCUGGCAGAUGAACACCUCUCUGCUGGGCAGCAUCGGCAUGCUCAACUCGGCCCCCCAGCUCCGCUGCAUCAAGACCUACCAGGUGCCGCCUGUGCAGCCGGCCUCGCCCGGCUCCCAGAACGCCCUCAAGCUGGCCCGCCUCAUCUGGACCUCCAACCGCAACGUCAUCCUCAUGGCGCACGACGGCAAGGAGCACCGCUUCAUGGUCUGAGCCGCCCAGCACCCCCCCCCCCCCGCCCCGCCCCCCCCCCCGGAGCCCUAAGGAGGCUGUGCAUAGUUUACAUUGUUAAGUCUACUGUUGUUUUUUGAUUACUUACACUGUAGCCAUUCCUUGGUAUCCAGACCUUGUCGUCCCCCAAGUUUAGCACACCCCGCUACUGUGGUUCUGUGUGUGUGAAUAUGAAAUCUACACCUUAAAUCCCACUUGGUAUGGCCCCACUUUUCCCCUGCAUUUACACUGUCUGUGUGUGUGCAUGCGCAUGAGAGAGAGAGAGAGAGAGAGAGAGAGAGAGAGAGAGAGAGAGAGAGAGAGAGAGAGAGAGAGAGAGAGAGAGAGAGAGAGAGAGAGAGAGA